AUGCUUCUCCAGCUUCUGCUUGUUGCCUUGACAUACCGCAUUGGUGAUGCAUACGCUCACCUAAACCAAGUUGUUUCGCCGCGGGGGUACCUAGGUAGUCCUAAACGAAACUGCGGGGAAGAGACGUGCUUGGCCCGCCGCUGGCAUCAUCGCUCCCACGCCCGUCGCGAUGCCGCAGCAAUAUACCUCAUCAGGCACUAUAGACGUUCGCCAGCUCCUCUUUCCUCGACCAACGACGUGAACGAAGAUCAGAUCACAUACCUAACCACUACGCGUUCAAAUCUGCUCCACAGAACAACGGCGCGUGUUGCUGCACACUCGUACACUCCCAACGGCUUCAUAAUGCUGAAGGGCUCAACUGACAAUUUGCUUAUGGCUGGGUGUAGCGCCCGGCACUACUGGCAUAAUGCGUGA
Alternaria postmessia is the source of this 414-nucleotide messenger RNA. RefSeq lists its product as uncharacterized. The record is from RefSeq and is a predicted model, not a curated record. Bases 1 to 414 code for a protein of 137 amino acids. The transcript has 2 exons. NCBI's taxonomy places the organism in Eukaryota, Fungi, Ascomycota, Dothideomycetes, Pleosporales, Pleosporaceae.